UUCAAAUAGGGACUGAGGCACAGGAUUCUCUCGACCAGUCGGCACCCGGUCGCGGCCGAAGACACUCGCCCGGGUAUUUUAUGAAAAAGUAUUUUGUUGAAGUUUUUUUUUAUUUUCCGUGAGAAAUGGAUGGGGUGUCGCUGAAGAAUAUUAUUUAGAAGCCCCAACAACAGGCACCAUGGGCGUAGCAUCGGACGGCUACGGAUGGCGCGCGCGCAUCGGCGCCAUGCGUGAGUCGCGGAAACUGGUGCUUGUCAUCGUUGCCAUCGCGCUUCUACUGGACAAUAUGCUGCUCACCACCGUCGUGCCCAUCAUCCCGGAGUUCCUCUACGACAUCCGCCACCCCGACGCGCCCCUCUCUAUGUCACUGGACGAGAUCACCACCCCCCCACCGCCGCCUACACCGUUCUGCCCCUGUGAGAGAAACGUCACCUACCCGCCACUGGAAAAUGUCACUCAAGUCAACAUCACAGCCGAGAAAGAGGCCAGACACCAAGAGCUGAUCCACGAAACGGUAGCAGUGGGCGUCAUGUUCGCCAGCAAGGCCCUCGUGCAACUGCUGGCCAAUCCCUUCGUCGGACCUCUAACUCACAGAAUCGGCUACAGCAUCCCCAUGUUCACCGGUUUCAUCCUGAUGUUCCUGUCUACCUUGAUCUUCGCCUUUGGCCGUUCCUAUGGUGUUCUAUUCGUGGCCAGAGCUCUCCAAGGCAUUGGUUCCUCCUGCUCCUCCGUGUCUGGCAUGGGAAUGCUGGCUGAAAGAUACCCUGAUGAUAAGGAGCGUGGCAACGCGAUGGGGAUAGCUCUCGGAGGUCUGGCGUUGGGGGUGCUCAUCGGCCCCCCAUUCGGAGGCCUGAUGUACGAGUUCGUUGGCAAAACUGCACCGUUUUUGAUGCUGUCGGCUCUAGCUUUGGGAGAUGGAUUGCUUCAACUGAUGAUCUUGCAGCCGGGUGUGGUCCGCCAAGAGUCGGACCCGCCGUCUCUGAAGGAGCUGGUCUGCGACCCUUACAUCCUCGUCGCUGCUGGAGCGAUCACGUUCGCCAACGUCGGCAUUGCAAUGCUGGAGCCCAGUCUCCCCAUCUGGAUGGCUGACACCAUGGAGGCUCGUCGCUGGCAGCAAGGAGUGGCUUUCCUGCCCGCUAGCAUCUGCUAUCUGAUUGGAACCAACCUCUUCGGACCUCUCGGCCACAAGAUGGGCCGCUGGCUGGCCGCCUGCUCUGGACUGCUCAUCAUUGGAAUCUGCCUCAUAUUGAUCCCCAUGGCCCGUAAACUGGAGCACCUCAUCAUUCCCAACGCUGGGCUGGGCUUCGCCAUCGGCAUGGUAGAUUCCUCCAUGAUGCCGGAGCUAGGUUUCCUCGUGGACAUCCGCCACGCAGCGGUCUACGGUUCCGUGUACGCCAUUGGUGAUACUGCGUUCUGCUUGGGAUAUGCUGUUGGACCUGCAUUCUCUGGAGCUCUGGUCAACAGCAUCGGCUUCGAAUGGAUGCUAGUCAUCAUUGCAAUCCUGAACUUUGCGUAUGCUCCGUUCCUUCUUCUGCUGAGAUCACCGCCAGCGAGGGAUGAGAAACAGAGCUUGAUCAUCAGCGACAAGUCAUCGGUACGCUACGUCAGCUACCAAAACGAGGAAGAAGAAUAAAGCCCGCCAAAACCGCCGCCAUCUUGGAUACCGCCGUAAUGUCAUUUUCUUUUUUAUUGUCUUUGGAGUGGUGUUGCUGUACAAAAAUAUGAGGUUUGCUUAGCAAAUAUAAUAAUAAAUAGCGACGUCUAAGGAGUGUACAACCUGCUGUAGUGUUGCCAAAAUAUAUUCAACGAUAUUAUAAUAUAUUUAUUGAUUAUGGCAAUAUAGA
This is a messenger RNA of Ostrinia nubilalis (European corn borer), 1844 nucleotides long. RefSeq names its product synaptic vesicular amine transporter (gene Vmat). The coding region runs from base 179 to 1633 and encodes 484 amino acids. The transcript has 13 exons. Gene Ontology annotation, cellular component: terminal bouton; synaptic vesicle membrane. Gene Ontology annotation, molecular function: serotonin:sodium:chloride symporter activity. Gene Ontology annotation, biological process: aminergic neurotransmitter loading into synaptic vesicle; transmembrane transport. The record is from RefSeq and is a predicted model, not a curated record. Lineage: Eukaryota; Metazoa; Arthropoda; Insecta; Lepidoptera; Crambidae.